AUGUUCAAAGUACCUGCUCAAUCCACCGCUACUGCCACUGCGCUGCUUGUGCUGCGCCUGAUCGUCGGAAUCGCUUUCAUCCUGCACGGCUGGGGCAAGAUACAGGCACCUGCAAACUGGAUGCCGCCCGGCGGCCCUGUUGCCUUAUCGCCCUUUUUACAGGUGAUGGCCGCGCUGUCUGAAUUCGGCGGUGGCAUCCUGUUUGUACUGGGCUUGUUCACGCCGCUGGCGGCGUUGGCCAUCGGCAUCACCAUGUCGGUUGCCGUAUAUUUCCACAGCGUAUUGUUCAAAGAUCCGUUUGUGAACAUGACAGGCCAGGGCGGUUCAUUCGAAUUGCCGCUCGUAUUUUUCGGCAUCGCACUAUUGCUGCUCUUUGCCGGCCCCGGCAAGUUUUCCCUGGAUCAAAAGUUUUUCGGUAAAAGAUAA
Molecule: messenger RNA, 426 nt
Organism: Adineta ricciae
Lineage: Eukaryota; Metazoa; Rotifera; Eurotatoria; Adinetida; Adinetidae
Source: the annotation of a GenBank genome assembly